Molecule: messenger RNA, 533 nt
Organism: Gongylonema pulchrum
Lineage: Eukaryota; Metazoa; Nematoda; Chromadorea; Rhabditida; Gongylonematidae
Source: the annotation of a GenBank genome assembly
CUGUAUGGCACCGUAUUUCGAUUUUAUUUCCGAAACAUUGUUACAGUUUUUAUACCAUUUUUCUUGCUCGCCUAUCUAAAUAUUCGUAUUGUUUCGACGCUCCGUGGGCAGCAGCGAACAGCAUCGCUUUUCAAGUUUCGAUGCAGUGAACACAAAGCAAGCAAAUUCAUUAUGAGUCAGGAACCAAGGAUAGGUGAUCUGGGAAAGAAGCGUAAGAUUCGGUCAGCGACUCGACUAACAGUGCUCAUUGUAUGCUCAUAUCUCAUGGCCAAUGUUCUCAAUGUAAUGAUUACCGCUUGGGAAUACAUUGAUUUCGAAUCUGCUCAAACAGAAGAAGCAUUCUGGAUCUACGAGACUUGCGCAGACGUAGUAUCAGUGCUGUAUGUUUUCACAUGUGCUACACGCUUACUUGUUUAUAUGCUAUGCAAUAAAGAAAUACGCAGUAUUAUUAUCUCAACUCUGAGACCAGGUCGAAGGACGUCGCUGGCUUACGAUUAUCACUCUAUGUCGUCACCUUUCCAGUAUCUUUGAAA